Hemicordylus capensis (graceful crag lizard) is the source of this 856-nucleotide messenger RNA. RefSeq names its product TEN1 subunit of CST complex (gene TEN1). The record is from RefSeq and is a predicted model, not a curated record. Gene Ontology annotation, molecular function: single-stranded DNA binding; telomeric repeat DNA binding; telomerase inhibitor activity. Gene Ontology annotation, cellular component: CST complex. NCBI's taxonomy places the organism in Eukaryota, Metazoa, Chordata, Lepidosauria, Squamata, Cordylidae. Bases 204 to 587 code for a protein of 127 amino acids. The transcript has 4 exons. Gene Ontology annotation, biological process: negative regulation of telomere maintenance via telomerase.
UAAGAGUGAACGAGGGCGUGUCGGCUGUCUGACGGCGGCGGCUCGUGAGCCAGGGAUUGGUUGGAGCAGCGAUCCUGGUGUUACCAUCAGCAGGAAAGGGAGGCGGGAGAAGGAAAGGUGGAGGUAGGGAGAUAGAGGGCUUCGUGCACGUUCCUCAUCAUACGCUGCCCCACGGAGGGUUACGAGUGUGGGAUCUGUACACAAUGCUACCAGCUGCAGCUGUUUAUUACUUUCUUUGGGAAGUAAACACCAAAUCAGUCCCCGAAGGGAAAACACUAAGAACAUUUGGCAGGCUACAGUCCUAUGAUAUGGUCAGCUCCCAAGCUGUCUUAACAGCUCAUCAUAGUUCAGUUCAACAUUGCAUCUGUGUUUGUACUAAGUUUGUGGAACCAUUCCAAGCCCAGCUUGGAUCUCUGUAUAUUGUACUGGGAGAAGCUGAAUACAGGAAUGGUAAAGAAAUUGUGCUAAAGGCUCGCGUGUUUACUUGUGUGGAAGGACUAAACCUUCAAUUGUUGGAGAAAGCCAUAGAGGAGCAGAGAAAAUAUUUCCAGGAGAGAAAGACACCAUUAGCAGAAAACACUUCCUAGAGCCUUGCCUUAGGAGGGACUUAAGGCUGAACAAAACUCUUGAAUCACUGUAUAUUAUACCUUUUUGUCAAGUUAUGUUGGAAUUGUCAUGUGUAUUUGGAGUUUGAGACUAAUUCUCAUUAACAGGUACCCAUAUUUUCAAACCUUGGAGAAUGCAAAUUUGCCUCCAUAUUCUGACUGUUUCUCAUAUUAUAUUAGGUUGUUUGUAAGUCAUCACCAAGUUUAGAACACCAUUAAACACAAUGCAAAAUACAAAGUAUUAAUACAAA